CUGGAGGCUGCCAGCUCCAGGCCCUUAAAGUGACAGGAGCACCCUGUGCUCCGCCACAGCAGUCUUUCGCACUAUUUUAACUAAAUUGAUUAUUAACACUUAGUUGAAUUUUAGUGAUUUUUUUUUUUUUUUCCUUUUAUGUAGGCCAGCUGGUUUUGCCUCAUAAUAGCUGCUGUUUCAGGCUCAAACUCGCAUCAUUGAGUUGGCUACAAUUAAUUUUAAUUUUUUAGGGUUUUUUCCAACUAAUGCACAGAGCUUACCUGUCGCCCUUUGUUCACGUGGUAGACUCAAAUGAUAGAUUGAUUACUUAUUAACUCAGUAAAUUUUUCCUUUUUUAAAAAAAUUGAAAACUGCAGGUCUGUAGGAUGAUGAGGUAGUUGCCAUUUAAAUUGAAGGAAGGGUUUAGUAACCUGUGAACUACUGAAAGGUCAUUUAUUUAUUUAUUUAUUUUUAAUCCUGCAUCCCAUCAAGGAUGGCAGUUGGACAAAUACGGUGCCUGUUCCUGUUCUUGUUGGAACCCAUGAUGCCAGUAUUCAUACCCAGGAUGUAAAUAUGGUCAGGAGUGGUGGGGGUGCAAAUUAUGCAGAACAGAGAGUCAGUAAUCUUCAAAUUCAGUUAAUGCUGUUUUUUCAUAGCAUUAACUUUAGGAAGCUUGAAGGGAGUAGUUUGCUUCUAGUUCAAAGGUCAGCUUGUUACAAAUAUUUUUAAACUGAAAAUCAGUGAGAAUUUUAAAAAUAACCAGUAGCUCAAGAAUAGUUUGGAAAAAAAAAUAUUUUCAUGAUUACUUGCAUCCAGCAUAUAGCAAACUUUGGACCAGAACAACUUUUCAGGUCAAAAGUGGAGAUAAGUCUAAAUUCCAAGAAUGACGACCAACUCAUUGGCAAAUGUCAGCAAAAAUAUAUUUAUGGCAGCUAAAUGAAGACUAAGCAAAACAUGAACUCUCUCUUGUGGUUCAUCUGCUAUCUAAUGCUGUUUGUUUCUCCAUACUCAACUGAGGGAUGCAAGACCUGUCGUCAUUUUGUACUCAAAGGAGAGCCUGUUGCUAUCAGCUGUCCAACAUUUUACACUGACUACAAUCUGACUUGGUAUAGAAAUGGUAGUGAUAUACCAGUAAGCACAGAGAGGCAUUCCAGGGUUCAUCAGCGAGAAAACUUUCUUUGGUUUAUCCCUGCAAAUUUAGAAGAUUCAGGUUUUUAUGCAUGUAAUAUAAGGAAAGCUAACAGCUCUGACAAAAAAUAUGUACAACUAAGCGUUUUCAAGAAUGAUAAUGAUUUAUGCUUUAAUGAAACUACAAGGUUUGAUCAGAAAGUGUUUACCUUAACCGCUGGAAAGAUUACAUGUCCUCUUCUGGAGUAUUUUAAAGAUGAAAAUAACACUGCUUCUGAAAUACAAUGGUAUAAGGAAUGUAUGCCUGGAUUACUUGAAGAUACACGAUUUCAGCCUUUAAAGGGUGAACCCUAUCUUACUAUUAAAAACGUAACUCUACAAGAUAAAGGAAACUACACGUGCCUUACAACAUACAUGCAUAUGGGAAAAUUUUAUAAUGUUUCACGGACCAUUAAUCUGGAUGUUGAAGAAACUCCAGUGAAGAAAAAACCAGAGUUUAUUUAUCCAAACAACAACACUAUUAAAGUAGACUUUGGAUCUCACGUGGUCAUAGAUUGUAAUGUAUCAAGUGGCAUAGAUGGCUUGACUCCUUACUGGCAAGUCAAUAACAGUGAUGUUGAUAGUUUUGAUAACACAUACAAGGAAGAGUUCUAUGAGAAACAGUCUUCCCAUGGACUACUUAUAGCUGGAGCAAAAUUCAACAUCUCAAAAGUGACCAAUAAAGAUUACUUGUAUAAAUUUUUCUGUCAUGUUUUUUAUCCCCAUGGACAUACUACAGUAUACAUCAAACUAGAACACCCAGUUCCAAAUAUUCAUGGAUACCUGAUUGGAGGAGGAAUUUCAUUGGUAUUUGUAAUAGUUUUAGCUGUGCUUAUUUACAAGCUUUUCAAAAUUGACAUUGUGCUCUGGUACCGGAAAUCCUGUCAUAUUUUCCUGUUUAAAAAAGUUUCAGAUGGGAAGCUCUAUGAUGCAUAUGUUCUUUAUCCAAAAAAUCAAGUAAGCUGCAUCUACUCGCCAGAUAUUUUUGCACUGAAGAUGCUGCCAGAAGUUUUAGAGAGGCAGUGUGGCUAUAAUCUCUUCAUAUUGGGAAGGGAUGAUUUACCAGGGGAAGCUGUGAUCAACGUUGUUGAUGAAACAAUCCACCAAAGUAGAAGAAUUAUAAUUGUUUUAAUACCAGAAUCAUCUUGUUACAAUGUGUUAGAAGAUACUUCGGAACAGCAGCUGGCUGUGUAUAAUGCUCUUAUCCGUGAUGGAAUUAAAGUGAUUCUGAUUGAACUCAAUAAAAUAAAGGACUACGCAAGCAUGCCGGAAUCCAUCAGAUACGUUAAGGAAAAACAUGGGGCCAUCCGAUGGAAAGGAGACUUUUCUGAGAGAUCUCAUUCAGCAAAUACAAAAUUCUGGAAAAAUGUACGAUACCAAAUGCCAUCCAGAGCAAAUAUAGCUUUCUCAGAACAACAUUUGUUACCAAGAACUUUUAGUUCUCCCCAAACACCAGUAUUGGAAAGAUGACACAUGUUCAAUUUCAAUGGCUCCUAGCAGUCUUAUUUUAAUGUUUUUAAAUGAAGGAUAUUUGUGUGUAUGUGUUUAUAUACAGGCCAUCUCAUUUGGAGGCUUUGAGGACUGAAGAUGUCUCAUUAUCUUCCUCUAAAGAUACAAAAUGGUGAUUGACUUGGUUAUCCUUUCUUCUGACCAGAUCGGCAGAACGUGUUGAACCAUUAUAUCAAUAGUGCAGUGAUGACACUAAUAAGCACAGCAGGACUUCUUGAGGAGAACAUUUUUGUAAAGGAAGAAAAUAUUGUUUGCAUUUUUAGAACAUCCACUCUGGAAAAUUUUAAAAAGGAUAUACAUGAAGGAAAUUGUUUUAUAUCCAAACUUUUUAAUACCUGAAGCCAGUUGUUGUUUUGGUUGAAAUAAAAUGUUACAGUUGCUGCCAUUUA
Alligator mississippiensis (American alligator) is the source of this 3044-nucleotide messenger RNA. Its product is annotated as interleukin-1 receptor type 1. The transcript has 12 exons. NCBI's taxonomy places the organism in Eukaryota, Metazoa, Chordata, Crocodylia, Alligatoridae. Bases 916 to 2616 code for a protein of 566 amino acids. Gene Ontology annotation, molecular function: interleukin-1, type I, activating receptor activity. Gene Ontology annotation, biological process: regulation of inflammatory response; signal transduction. The record is from RefSeq and is a predicted model, not a curated record.